CUCCGGUGAAUGAACUCGGCAAGCAACUAGACUCGAGACGCGAGAAAAAGCAAACGCUUACCUCGAGAACUUGGAGAGACAGCAAAGGCGGGAGGGCUGAGUCACGUGUUCGUGCGCCGAAACGACUCCUCACUUCCUCCGGCAGCUGAGUCAUUUGUUGACUCCCCUCUGAUGACUGUCACUUUUUCGAAACGACACUGAAUCUUUCGAGGAUCACAUAGACCUCGGAAGACACUAAAGUCAAAACAAGAUAACGGAAAAGAGAAAAGAGUAAAGAAAGAGAACCGAAAAGGAAGGAAGGAAAGGGAAGAGAAGGAGAGGAGAAGAUGGCAUUAACUAAGGCAAUGAAGCAGCUUCUCGCUGUUCUGGGGUCGAAACGGCAAUCAAAAACUUCUUCUCCACUUCCGCCCCCGCAACCAACACCAGAGAGCCAAAAUCCAGUUCUACUCCCAGUUCGAGAAACGGAAACCCCCUCGCCAGACACCAAGUCCGCGGUUGCCGUCCCGGCCAACACACCACCAAAGGAGGUGGAGGAGAAGAAAGAGCUCAGUGAGGGCCGAAAGGGUGGUUCGGCGAUAGAAAGCCUGCCAACCGAGCUUCGGAUAGCGAUCCUAGAAGCGGUAACGGAGGUGAGGAGUCUGGAUGCGCUUCUUCGCGCCUCCCCAGGUUGCUGGCGCGCAUUCCACGGCCCGAGGAUAAAAAUCCUCAAAGGAUUGCUCCAGCAUGAGCUACGCCCUUCUCUCCUCCUCGAGGCGCGGACGGUCGUGGAAGCAACGAAGGUCCCUCGAGAUGGGGAGAGGCUGACAUCUCUCCGGCACUUCAUGACGGGGUAUAAAGAGUUGAAAGCAAGACUCGCAUCCUCUGGCAAUGCGUCUGGAGAGUUGCCGCCGAGCGAGGUGGAGAUUGCGGAUGGGGAUGUGAUUGAGAUGGCGAAUCGGGAGCUACUGAUUCAGAUCUUGACGGUCCAUUUCUGCAAAGAUGCAUUGCGUCCGGUAUCAGCGAGCAAGCGCUCAGCGCCAAUUCCUCGCGCUCAUCUUGAGAUCUCGGAGACGGAGAGGCAUAGGAUCCAGCGAGCGAUGUAUAGGUUUGAGAUUUUCGUCGCGUUGUUUGCGGAUAAAGAUUUUGGGAAGCCGUAUAGAGGGCAUGGGGUUGGGGAGCAGGAGAUGGCGGAUUUGUAUUUUGGGGGUGAGGGGAUGAAGGAUUGGGAGGCUGAGGAGUUGGCUUGUGUGCGGGAUUGGAUAGUCCGCGUUUAUAGGAGAGUGCUGGAGGAGACGAAAGAACUCGUCUGGGAGAUGAACGUUGAGAGUGAGAGGCAGGAACUGAGAUGUUUCAUGAAAGAAGGAAAACAGUUGGAGGCUCGAGCUGAGAAACAGGUUUUGGCACGCCAUCAAUACUGGGAACCCGAACAAUGUGAAGCCUUGAUGAUGAUGGGCCUUCCAUUCCUUGCGAAAGCGCUCAAAGCAGCUUCAACGAAGGAGAAAUUCGAACUCCUGAAACCCCACCUCAUCCAUUCUUUCAUGUACGCGCCGACCUUCUUGACGAAGGCGCUCGAAGGCACUCCCGACUCCGGGCCUCCCCUUGCCUAUAUCCAAGUACACCACCGAAGACCAAGGGUCCAAUUCGAUGGCGAUAUUGAAGAUGGACCGAAUGCGGCGUGGGUGCGGAGUAAGCGGAGUGAAAGAGAGGCGCAGGGACAGUGGUUUGAGAGUCGCGGCGAAAGGUGGAGGGAGUGGGGUUACUGUUUGUGGGAUGAGGAGAGGCUGAAAGGCUGGGGGUGUGGGGAGUGGAAUUGGAGGAAUGGGGCGAGGAGGGAGAGGGGACGGUGGGUUUGCGAGGAGGUGGUGAGGCUGAGUGGGAGGGUGUUGCCGAAGUGGGUUUGGGUUGUUGAUGGAGACGAGUGAGGAGGGAGUGAGAGCGCGUGAGUAAGAGCGUUGUUUCUGUCCGGACCAGAAGAAAGGGAAAGUAAUAUAAGAAAACUCAAAUAUCGAAAGCCGUUUGGAGUGGCAGACUUACGGGUGUGUUCAAGAUGUUUAAGUCCUGAAAAUGACUACCCCGUCACCAGGCUAGCGGAACACUUUCACUUCUGAUAAAAUCGAUCACAAACCAUUACAGUGCCUCACGCUUCUCCAAAACCCGAACAAAGACAGGAAUGG
Molecule: messenger RNA, 2153 nt
Organism: Hyaloscypha bicolor E
Lineage: Eukaryota; Fungi; Ascomycota; Leotiomycetes; Helotiales; Hyaloscyphaceae
Exons: 2
Coding region: 327-1901 (524 amino acids)
Source: RefSeq, a predicted model, not a curated record